Molecule: messenger RNA, 5073 nt
Organism: Podarcis lilfordi (Lilford's wall lizard)
Lineage: Eukaryota; Metazoa; Chordata; Lepidosauria; Squamata; Lacertidae
Source: the annotation of a GenBank genome assembly
CCAGUCUUGUAGUUGCAUCAUCAGUUCAGAAGAACUGGAGUCUGAGAACGUUUCUUUGUCCAGAGUUUGGGAACGACGAAAGCCAGGUGGUUUCUGGUAAGUUCUUCUUAUGCAGGACUGGUGUUUUCUAAUAGCUGAAAACAUGCCAGGGAUGUGGCUAUUCAGUGACACUGUCUUCAUUAAGGACCAGGGAUGUGGAGAAAAUCACAAGAUUCACCUUUCCUCUGUAUCUGUAGCAUUUGGAAGCAGCCCAAUCUGUUUUGGAUCUGCUGUGUGUAACUCCAGUUCAUUAUUCAGAUCUGAAUCUGAUCUGUUAAACCCAAAACUCUGUUUUGACCACAUUGACUACAACGGGGAAUCUAAAAAUGGCUAUAUAUUUCCCCCUCUUCUUACAUAAGUGGGUGAAAUUUGCAGGCAAAGAGUGGAUCAAGACUGCCAAAUUUGAGGCAGAAUCCAAGGGAGUUUGGUUAAGUAACUUUUGGUUAUUAUUUUUUUAAAAAAACAGGAAUGUUUUUAUUUUCUGCCAGAAUGGGCCGCCACUUCUGAGGGGAUAAUGCAGAAACCGAUAGUUUUGGGAAGGCCAAAUCUAGGGAAGUCCUUGUUAAAAUGUGAUCUUUAAAACACGAUGUUUAAAAUAUGAACUGAACUGAAUUUCCCCCUGUCCCUUAUAGGUACACUGUGCCUAUGUCCCAAGUCACUUUUUGCCGCCUUAAAACUGGAGGCACACAUUCCUCAUCCACCCAAUGAGGGUAACUCCAAAAGCAGGGUUUAACAAAAUCAUUAGGUUAAUGUGCACCUUGGGAUCAAAGGCGUUUGCAAGGAACAUAGCCAGUAUUGUGCGAUCUUUUCUAUGUUUAGACAAUGGCAGACAACCUUUUGCAGGAGAGCAUUUACCAGCUGCAGAGAGACUGGGACUGGUGAGUGUGCACCCUUUCUGAUGCGCGUGUUAUUGAGCAGGGGAUACAAUAUAAAUGUGCGUUCUAGACCUUUGAGCAGUGGAAUUGGCCGCGCAUAAUACUGUUUGCAGGUGUGCCUGUUGCACAGAUGCUCCAAAUCCCCCUGUUGAUACUCCGAUGGACUUAUUUGUAACCCAUUAUUUUGGCACUUCUCUCUUGCUGCUUCCUUCUGCUAGGGACAGUCCCUAUUGGCUAGUUCCCGGUAGGUCACAAAAUUUAAUUUUGUGUUAUGGGGCGAUUGGGGGCUAUCAGUGUCAACCAAUUGUGUGCAGGGUGUGUGUACAAACACCCUCAACUCUACCAGUUUAAGUCUAGCUUUAAAGGCCAGCCGAAUCAAUAGAACUUCAGAGACGUACACCCGAGCCAUUCUCAAAAUGCAGAAAUAAUCCUGUGCCGUUCUCCUUAACAUGAAUUCCUGUGGGGAAAAGAGCACAGGGAGCCUUUCUAAUGUUUUGAGGAAAGCAAUUAGACUCUGGUCCAUCACAUGCAGAAACGAGUGGCCUGCAUGGGGAUUCACAAUUGGGCCUUAUUUAUUUAUUUUGAAUAUUUAUUGAAUUUCAUAAUAAUUAAUGAUACAAAUCUCAUUCAUCAUGUUAUUUACAAUUAUUCUCCCCCCUCCUUUCGACUUCUCUCAACUCUGUUGAGUUAUUUAGUUUUAUCUAUCGUAUCCUGCUUUUCCUACACAAAAAUAAAAUCCCGUUUCAUUUCUCUGAAAUAUCUGUUACUCAAAUGAAAUUGUGAAAGUUUAUUCAAAUCCUGCCAGUGAAUCCAGCCCAUUCUGUUGUUUCUGCAAAUAAACUAUAAAUGGUUCCCAGACUCUUUUGAAGUCCUUUUUGUCCUUCUCUCGUAGAUUGUCUCUUAGCUUAGCCAAAAGCUAAGUUGAUGUUGAAGAAUCAUUGCUUCGACACUGGUGAUCUUUGCUUCUUCCAGUACACUGGCAUUAGUUUGCCUGUCUUCCCAAGUGAUGUGUAAUUUUUUUGGAGACACUGUUGAUGGAAUGUUUCAAGGAGUUGGGGAUGGUGUUUAUAAGUUUAAAAAUGGCAUUUAAAAUCCUUGUGUAUGAGGGUCCUAACAUCCCUUUUUCAUUCUUAUCUUCCCUUCUCCAGUCAGCUAUUUGAAAAAAUGGAAAGUACGGUGAGUAGAGAAAUCUCUUGGUGUCUGACCUGGGCUGCAGGGAAUUGUUUGAAUUGUUAAUGCACUGCAGGUUGUGAUAAGAACAGGUGGGAGGGAAUGCCCAAAUUGGAGGGAGAUGGGGGGGCAGGAUCUUAGCUUCAUUUGCCAGGCCUUAGGGGCUCCUUGCGAUCUCACCAACCUUAGACACUCAAGGCAACCUUCUCUGUUUCUUCUCCUUUCACCCCAGAACUGGCCCUACCAAACCUCUUCCAAGAUGACAAAAUUAAUGUUUUCUUAUAUGCGACAACAGCAGGGAGAAUGUUGAUAGCCAAUAAUUGGAAAGGAAAUUAUGUUCCAACCAAAGAAGAAUGGUUGAAUAAAUUAUGCGAUUAAUACUUGGAAUUAGCAAAGUUGACUGAUUUGAUAAGACCAAAACCGAAAAAUAUAAUCCAGAAAAAAUGGAAAUGUUUAAAUGGCUAUUUAUGUAGACAAGGAUUAAAUGUAAGGUAUUGGUUGUGUAUAGAAUAGAUUUACGAAAGAUUUAGAAAACAUUGAUUAGAAUAUUUGUGUGAGAUUGUAUCGGAAAAAUACGGAAUAACAGAUACAAUCUUGCUUAAAAUGUAUAUAGGCAGUGCAGUGUAAGUGAUGGAAGUCAAUCAAUGAAAUUUUAUUAUUAUUUUCAUAUUGAGAUAUUUGUAGAAUAAACUUGGGAGAAAUUCUUCCAACUUUUCUUCGUCUUCUUUUCUCUUUAUUUCUUCUUCUUUUUUUCUUUUCUUCUUCUUUCCUCUUUUGUUCCUUUUUCAUAUAUAUGUGCUUAUUUGAAAUAUACCGUAUAUGUAUGUAUGUAUUUGCAAUAUUUUGCUUAACAAUUAUGUUGAAUAAUUUUAAAAAAAAAUAUCUUCCAAGAUAAUAAUGCCCACUCUCAUCACAAAGAACUCAUAACUCACUUACUCUCAGUAGCCAGAAACACCAUAGCCAGACACAGGAGAGACCUGUCAGGAGUAAGCAUGGGCCAAUGGUACCAAAUAGUAUGGGAAACAGCCUUAUUAGAAAAAAACUAAGCAAUAAACUGAAACUGACAUGGGGACAAGUGGAAGAAGAUGCCUUCACCCCAGCAUGCCUCCCCUCUAUCACAUACACAGCCCAACAACACAACGACAAGAAUCUGCCAACAGCAUAUGAAUUAAUCUGGCUAACCUGAUUCAAAAACACCCACCUGCCCCACUCACACAUGAAGACAAAGUUUCUUCUCCUUUUUAAAUCAGUGCUCUGUUUCCUGGCAGCCACUUUUUGGGGGGUGAAAUAGGGGAGGAAUCUUACACUUUAGUCAUGUGAGAUAGAUGACUGCGGCUUUCAAAAUGGUAAACUGUGCUGGGGAAAAAAUUACCGUAUUUUUCGCUCUAUAAGACGCACUAGACCACAAGACGCACCUAGUUUUUGGAGGAGGAAAACAAGAAAAAAAAUAUUCUGAAUCUCAGAAACCAGAGCAGCAAGAGGGAUCGCUGCACAGUGAAAGCAGCAAUCCCUCUUGCUGUUCUGGCUUCUGGGAUAGCUGCGCAGCCUGCAUUCACUCCAUAAGACGCACACACAUUUCCCUUUACUUUUUAGGAGGGAAAAAGUGAGUCUUAUAGAGCAAAACCCACUCUCAGGUUUCCAGCUCUCCCUCAUCUCCUGUUUAGGCUAGAAUUUGCUUCUAAAAAGCACUACAGAUCUAGAAUGCUGAAUCAUGCAGAGUCCAUCUUUUAAGGGUUGGGUGUUUUGUGGUUAUUUUUUUGGCAAUUUUGACUGCUGAAUAAUGUAUUUCUUAUGAAUCUAGGAGUGAUGGUGACUUACUCAUGUGGCUAAUUGUCCCUCUCUCCCCGCCGCUGCCUCCUCCAAAUCCAGUUGCUUGAAUUCACCCAUUUGAAGGUUGAAAUGGAAAAUGCUCCACCAACUUUCCAGGCAGGUGUCUUGCCCUUUCUGGGGAUUUAAAAAAAAAAUAUUUUGAAAUGCAGAAAGAUGACUUAAUAGCUGCAACCUCUUGCCCACCCCCACCUGGACAAAUCUUAGAAUCAUCUAGUCCAGCCCCCUUCAAUGCAGGAAUCUCAGCUAAAGCAUCCAUGAUAGAUGGCCACCCAAGCUCUGCUUGAAAACUUCCAAGGAAGGAGAGUCCACCACCUCCCAAGGAAGCCCAUUCCACUGCCGAACAGCUCUUACCCUCAGAAAGUUUUUCCGUGUGUUUAGUUGGAAUCUCCUUCCUUGUAACUUGAAGCCAUUGAGUCCUAUCCUCAGAAGCAGGAGAAAACAAGCUUGUUCCCUUUUCCAUUUGACAGCCCUUGAGAUUUUUGAAGAUGGCUAUCACAUCUCCUCUCAGUCUCCUCUUUUCCAGCCUAAACAUACCCAGUAAAGGUAAAGGGCAAAGGGACCCCUGACCAUUAGGUCCAGUCGUGACCAACUCUGGGGUUGCAGCGCUCAUCUCGCUUUAUUGGCCGAGGGAGCUGGCAUAUAGCUUCCGGGUCAUGUGGCCAGCAUGACUAAGCCGCUUCUGGCAAACCAGAGCAGCGCACCGAAACGCCGUUUACCUUCCCGCUGGAGCGGUACCUAUUUAUCUACUUGCACUUUGACGUGCUUUCGAACUGCUAGUUGGCAGGAGCAGGGACUGAGCAACGGGAACUCACCCCGUUGCGGGGAUUCGAACUGCCGACCUUCUGAUCGGCAAGCCCUAGGCUCUGUGGUUUAACCCACAGUGCCACCCAUGUCGCAGUAUUUGCCAUAAAAGAUUCUUGGUUUUGGAUUUUUCUCCCCUAGAAUCUUCAAGGUGCCAGACCUGAGGAAAGAGCUGUUGAAGACAGAGAUGCAAAAGGCAACCGAGACAGUUGAGUGGACACUGAACGCUGCCUUUCUUUUAUCAGAGCAGGGAAUGAAGGGCUCUCGGCGGUGCCUUAGCAAGUGCAGGCGGCUGUUUUCUUGCAAUUUAAAUUCGUUGUGGCAGAUUGCUAUUAAAAGGGAGUGCUUUUGUUGUGUU